UUUGUCCUCUCCUCCAGUCCGCAUGAAUCCCCAAGCAUCGACCUUCUGAAGGUGACGUUUUUCGGGAUGCACUGUUAGACAGACGCGCGUUCUACAACACCUGCUAAAUCGGGAUGUACACUGUGCAAGGAGGAGCGCUCUGAAUCGGACCAGCCACGGCCAAGCCACGUCCACACCGACUGUCGGUGUCCGCACCUUUAGCUCUGUGCUAGGUAACUAGAAAUGCUCGUCCGCGAUUUCCUGCAAGCUAGAACCACGCAAGAUUGUCACGCGUUCGGUGUCUGUCUCGAGACACUCGGCCAUCUUCACUACUUACGUGGCAGAUGUGGGCAUAGGCCCGUCAGUGAAAUUCAAAGACGUCUAUGUACGACGUACGUACAGUCGGCGGGUAAGUGUCCUCCGUCACCAACUCAGACUGAAAUGCCGGAAAUUACACAACGAUUCCCAGUACUAUGUGGAUUGAAUGCACCUCAGCAUCCAUGUCCUCAUGCCACCCAUACUAUGGAUGCCCAGACACGACUGAGGACAAGUCCGAGGUCGUCGGUGUUCUGCAAACCGAUGCUCAAUACAAUUUAUCAUUUUCAGGCGCGCCGUCCGCACACGCGUCGACCUCGAGGUGCGAUUACGGCGAUAGAGAUGCUGGAGAAGGCUAGGGACGACACCCUUCGCGCCAACAAUCGUCUACCCAGGUCCUCUAUCUCAAAUCCAGCGAAUUUCGUUUUGCUAUGCCCCUUCGAGAAGAGCGUGGACAGGCGGAGCGCGUCGGACUCGAUAUCACAUCCGCGUUUUCAUCAAACUUCGACCGGAAUUGGUAGCAUCGAGAGCGAGCCAGACCGACGUUUGCGGCUGAUGUCGACUGGCAGAGCAUGUGGGGCACCCAAAUACAAUGCCGGGCAAAGGUCUGACGCCCUUCGCGCCCUCUGGCUGUGGACAUUCUUCUGAUGUGGUACAGUACGUAGCUCAACGCGUUAGCGGGCAAAUGGGUCUCUCGCUAUCAAGGCUGCCGAGAGCACGUUAUCGGACUCUAGAACCCUAGAGGAUAUCUAUUUCACGCAUG
Molecule: messenger RNA, 1057 nt
Organism: Rhodofomes roseus
Lineage: Eukaryota; Fungi; Basidiomycota; Agaricomycetes; Polyporales; Fomitopsidaceae
Exons: 4
Coding region: 223-942 (239 amino acids)
Source: RefSeq, a predicted model, not a curated record